GUCAUCCGAUGUGAUAACAGGUUUUAUUAUCCUGAGUGUGAUAGAAAUGUUCCCACAUUAGGAGGCUGUCUCUACAGCUGAAGAGAAAACAUCACAGCUGGCAGAAUUAUGUGUUCAAUACAUACGCACACACGCACACACAGUUGACAUGAGCUCUUUCUCUCUCUGAACCUCAGGUUAACCCGGCAGACAUAAAGACGGGCUAUCUGUCAAUCAUUAUGGACCCGGGGGAGGUGCCUCUGGAUGAGCAGUGUGAAUACCUGCCCUACGACUCCUCGCAGUGGGAGAUCUCCAGAGACAGACUCCGACUGGGAAAGGUUUUAGGCCAUGGUGCCUUUGGGAAAGUAAUUGAGGCAUCAAUCUAUGGUAUCAGCAAGAGUAACAGUUUGGACACAGUGGCUGUCAAGAUGCUGAAAGAUGGAGCCACAGCCAGUGAGCACAAGGCCUUGAUGUCAGAGUUAAAGAUACUGAUUCAUAUUGGUAACCAUCUGAAUGUAGUGAACCUGUUAGGAGCCUGCACCAAAUCAAACGGCCCACUGAUGGUGAUAGUGGAAUACUGCAAAUAUGGGAAUCUGUCCAACUUCCUACGAGCCAAGAGAGAGUUUUUCCUCCCAUACAGGGAUCGCUCUCCUAAAACUCAGAGCCAGGUGAGACGGAUGAUCGAGGCGGGUCAAAUGGACCAAAGAGCACGCCACCCACCUUCUCCACCCUCCGCCCCUCUUACUGGUCCCCAGACUCCAUCAUCUAACAUGCCGAAUGAGAAACCUGCUGUGGAGAAAAUGGAGGACUUGUGGAAAACUCCUCUGACGAUAGAAGAUCUAAUUUGCUACAGUUUCCAGGUGGCUCGUGGGAUGGAGUUCCUGGCCUCCAGAAAG
This is a messenger RNA of Plectropomus leopardus (leopard coralgrouper), 875 nucleotides long. The record is from RefSeq and is a predicted model, not a curated record. Lineage: Eukaryota; Metazoa; Chordata; Actinopteri; Perciformes; Serranidae.